Molecule: messenger RNA, 1540 nt
Organism: Alnus glutinosa
Lineage: Eukaryota; Viridiplantae; Streptophyta; Magnoliopsida; Fagales; Betulaceae
Product: zinc finger BED domain-containing protein RICESLEEPER 2-like
Exons: 3
Coding region: 39-1091 (350 amino acids)
Molecular function (GO): DNA binding
Source: RefSeq, a predicted model, not a curated record
CAUCUGAUUUGUGGACUUCUUUGACUACUGAUGGAUAUAUGUGUCUCACAGCACAUUUUAUUGACAAGAAUUGGGUUUUAACUAAAAGGGUGUUAAACUUUUCAUUCAUGCCCCCACCACAUAAUGGUAUAUCUUUGUGUGAAAAGACGUAUAAUUUGCUAGAAGAGUGGGGGAUUGAGACCAAGGUUUUCAGUAUAACAUUGGAUAAUGCUUCUUCUAAUGAUGUUUGUGUUGGUUUAUUAAGAAAUCAAUUGAACAUAAAGAUAGCCCUUGUUUGUGAGGGCGGGUUUUUUCACAUUCGUUGUUGUGCACACAUUCUUAAUUUGAUAGUUCAAGAUGGUUUGAAAGAGAUUGAUAGUGCUCUUCAAAAGAUCCGUGACAGUGUGAAGUAUGUUAGAGGAUCACAAAUGAGAAAACAAAAUUUCCUUUUGGCUGUGAAUAAAAUGUCAUUGGAUAAUAGAAAGGGGUUAAAACAAUAUGUGCCAACCAGAUGGAAUUCUACAUAUCUUAUGCUUGAGACUGCUAUUCAUUAUCGGAGUGCUUUUAGUUAUUUAGAGAUGAUUGACUCAAACUAUAAGCAUUGCCCUACUGCACCUGAGUGGGAACAAGCGACUCAUAUAUGUUGUUUUUUGGCUCCUUUUUACCAUGCUACAUGUGAGUUUUCUGGUACCAAGUAUCCCACAGCCAACCUCUACUUUCCUGUGAUCUAUGACAUUUAUGUAACCUUGAAGGAAGAAGUUGAGAGCGAAGAUGAAUAUAAGAGAUUAAUGUCAACACAAAUGCUCUCUAAAUUUGAGAAAUAUUGGUCAGAAUUUAGUGUAGUAUUGGCUAUUGCAGUUGCGUUGGAUCCUCGUUACAAGCUUGAACUUGUAAAUUUCUGUUAUACGAGGCUUUAUGGAGUUAAUAAUUGUAGAGAGUAUUGUCAUGUUCGUGAUAAAAUGAUCUAUCUUUUUUUGGAGUACGGUGGUUCCUCAUCUACAUCUUCAAGUGCCAUAUCUCUUGAUACAAGAAAUGUUAAUUCUCAAGCAUCCCAACCACAAGUCAAGGCUGUCAAGCGGACUUCUGCAACGAUGAAGACUGAUAAUUGCUGAGGAUGGAGAUUUUGACAUUCUUUCCUAUUGAAAAGGAAAUGAAUGUCGUUAUCCUAUAGUAGCUGCUAUGGCUCGUGAUAUUUUGAGUAUUCCUAUUUCCACGGUUGCUUCAGAAUCUACAUUUAGUGUUGGUGGACGUGUAAUUGAUCAAUAUAGGAGUUUGUUCAAACCUGAUAUUGUUGAGGCACUAAUAUGCACUCGGGAUUGGUUAUUUGAAGAGGAAGAAUUGACACAAAUGAAUGUUGAAGAGCUUGAAGAAGAUAUUUUGACUUUGAAUCUCAAUUCCAAUGAUGUUCCAAUUCCAAGUUCAUCAGGAACAGCUUCUAUUAAUAUUCCUUGACAUUGGCUUAUAUGUGGAUGCGUUCUUUUUAUAGGGUUUGUUUUAAUUAUGGGUUUUGUUUUGCCCUUACGAACUGAAACUGAAUUAUGUAACUUAUGUUUUGCCCUUA